GACUAGGUUUCAUUUGUAUGGGGGCGCCACUAGUUUCAUAAUUAGUAUGAAAUAAUGUUAGUUCCUUGUUUGGCCACCAGAACAUUGUAAGUUUGUGGCCCUAAAUCGGCAGGUUCGUUUCCGCUUGCGCGCGCAUCGUCCUAUUGAACUUUUCCAUUUAGGUGCCUAAACAAUAAAACUAUUCCGUCGAUGUCAAUUGUAUAGGAACAUAAUUAAUACUUAUUAAAUUAUUAACAAAUGGCCAAAUGUUGCGCUAUCGAGCAAACCCCAAGACCUCAGCUGAAUAUCCAGUUUCAAGAGUUAAAAAUUAUUUCAUUGACCAUCUUUAUCAUUUUAUACGUAACGCACAUCGUGUCACACUGUGCCGCGUUACUAUUGGACCCGAGCGAAGAAGACCUGAAGAAACUUAAAGUGAAUAAUGUGCCAGAAUUCGAUCGAAGCAUCCACACUCACGUCAUCGAGAAUGGGAGGUGUCACCUGUGCAACAUUUACACGAGCAGCAAGAAAACAAAACACUGCAGCAUUUGCAACAAGUGCGUCGACCGCUUCGACCACCACUGCAAAUGGUUGAACAACUGCGUCGGCCAGAGGAACUAUGCUGCCUUCAUCACUGCCGCUGCCACCGCAUUGUUCAUAUCCAUGUUCACGUCAUGUUUGUGCCUUACAGACAUUAUUCUAUUCCUGUCGUACCCACAAAAGUUAAGCGUAUCCGCACAGCAAUUUAUUAACUGCUCGAUCUACGAGGCGACCAGUUACAAUAAGUAUUGUAAAAACUCUAUAUGUUUUUUAGUGUUUCUUAUUGUACUGUGUGUAAGUGCCUUUGCAAUAGCAUGUGCCUUGUUGCAUCUGUGUUGUUUUCAUGUUUAUAUAUGGAUUUUAGGUGUAUCUACGUACGAAUACAUUGUUAAAAGUGGAACACCCGAUGCUCCAAGAAUACAAUGCAUCCCUAACGGGUGCUGUUGCAGAAAGAGAUGUACAAAGAAAUUGUAUCAAAUAAAAAAGAAUCAGGAUACUGAGACGGGUUCAGAAGAUCCAGGAAAAACUGUAAAUAGCGAAGCAAAUGUCAGCAACCUGAUUGGUAUUUUAAUUAAUCAGGAAUUGGAUAAAGCUAAAAAGCUGUUCCUGUAUGACAAAAAUAAGAUACAUCCUGAAAGUGAUAUUGCGGAACGGUAAAAGAGUUUGGGCUGAAGACACUGGGUAGGUAAAGCAGGCCACUUCUGGUUAAGAUGACCCCAGGAUUAGUGGUGUACUGGAAGAGAGGCAGUGCCAGUUUUAACAGGCUGAAGGUCUUAAUGAAUCAAAUCAGAUCGACUACGAAAGUGGGAUUUACCCUUGUAUAGACCAACCAAGAGUGAAAGAGAUGGCAUUAUGGCGUCAGUCGCCAGUUGGUAUUGCGGCUACUAUAGUGUAGUCUGACAAAAAAAGAGAUGAAAUAAUAAAGUGGCAAUAUUGUAGUGUCGUCCCGUUUUCUUAUAUAUAUUGAUUUGAAAGUGACAACACUAUUGUAUUGCCACUUUUUAAUUUCUACUCUCUUUUGUCAGACUAGGUAUAACUAGGAACUUUUUUUUGGAUCCUAAGGUCAGAAUGCCAGUUGGGACUAUAUUAAAUAACAGGGCCUAAGUAGUCAUACACCGACUAGACGACGAUACUCAGGAGACACAAAUACGAAAUGUUAGUAUUUGUGGUUGACAGACCUGACAUUCCAUUUAACUUAAUGAGACAGCAAUACAAUUAGGUAUAGAUGGUCAAACAAAUCUUGUCAGUAAAAAAGGCGGGAAAUAUAAAAAAUGUAGGCGCGAAGGGUUGAAAAUUUGAAUUACGCGCCUUUUUCUACUGAUAAGAUUUGCUUGACCAAGUAUACUUUUCAUUCUAACUACAAUUGCGUCUCUGCACGAUGCUGAUAACUAUUAAAUACCUAUUGGAUAUUAUUAUCCCUGUCAUUUUACCUAUAUUUUAAGGUUAAGCUAAAACAAUAAAUUUAACGGGUUAAAAACCGAGUUUUUGUACUUAGCAAUUGUAUAAUGUGACUUAAAAAUAAACGUUGUGCCUUAAAACA
Molecule: messenger RNA, 2056 nt
Organism: Cydia fagiglandana
Lineage: Eukaryota; Metazoa; Arthropoda; Insecta; Lepidoptera; Tortricidae
Product: palmitoyltransferase ZDHHC11-like
Exons: 2
Coding region: 238-1173 (311 amino acids)
Biological process (GO): protein targeting to membrane; peptidyl-L-cysteine S-palmitoylation
Cellular component (GO): Golgi apparatus; endoplasmic reticulum
Molecular function (GO): protein-cysteine S-palmitoyltransferase activity
Source: RefSeq, a predicted model, not a curated record